ACCAAAUCAAACGGCGCUGUUAGCUGAUAGUUCUACAGAAAUUCUAUCUACAGGACUAGCUGCGUUUACACAAAUUAAACGAAAGUCUGAAUUUAAUGAUAUAAACGAAAGAAGUAAUCUAAACAAUGGCUUUAUCAGCCAAAACAAUCUACCUGGUAAUAGUUCACCAAUAGUUUCUAUAAAAGUGACCUCAUUAGCAGAUCAAUUUAAUCCGAAUUCAAUAGAUUUAGGAACAAAUUUAGCAACAUUUUCAUACAAUACACCAUUUGAUUGUAAUAUGGACACAUCUUGUACACCUAUAUUCUUAUCCCUAGAUCCGAGUGCAUCUAAUUCCUUGUUAAUGUCAAAUUCAUUGAUGAACUGUCCUAUAGAUAACACUAAAGUCCUUGAAGUGAAUAGAGAAGUAUCUGUUACACCUUUGAUGAUUCAUUCACCAACCCCAGAUCAUGUUCUAGUUUCAAAUUAUGUCCCGGUGCAACACAUUUAAUCCACUCUGAUUUCUUUCCUUGUAUGUUAUCUCCCCUUAAGUUUUAUACUUGUAUUGCAUGCAUAAUCAAUGUGUUGUAUAAUAUAAAUUUACUCAGAAUUUCAUUUAUUAGCUUUGUAUCGCAUCCUAUUUUCUUCUUAUCCUCCAAGACAAGACCUAACCUUGGAGGUACACGUUAUUUUUAUUCAUCUCGAGAAGCUAUUCAUUCGAAUAUAUCUCGACAGAAUAUACCUCACUUUGAAAGUCGUUUGAGUAUGAACAAUCUUCCUCAUGCAAUUUCUAGUGAAUUAUACAAUCGUCAAAAUCAGUGUAGCUGUGAACAACAAUUUCAUGCCCAACAGCAACACAUUCCAUCUCAUAAACGAAUACCUUACUCUUGUAGUAAUUGUCUAAAGUCAAGAUCAAGUUUACAUAAUAUUAAACAGCCAUUUUACCCAUCGAAUGCUCAAAAUUCUGUCAUAGAUACUUUUUCCGAAGAGGAUAAGGAUUCAGAUCGUAGCCGCUAUGCAGAACAACUGAGGCGCAUUCAGUACAGUGGGGGACCGACCGCUCAGCUUCUUUUAGGCAAUGUAAAUAUACCAAAUUGUCAUUCAAGUCCUGAUUCAGCCUUGUCACCUGAUAAUGAAGCAAACGGUUUAACUGAACUUGACCCAUGUCUACCAAAAUCAAAUCAAAGCAAUCAUCGAAGUGAGAAUAAUCAUUGUAUCUCUAAUACUAAUCGAUUUACUCCAUCUGAGCAUACAUUGAAGAAAAAGAAACUGACCACAUCGAAACUCAUGUAUCAAAAUCGACAACAAAAUAAUCAUGCAAGCGAAUAUCAACCAACUUCCACGGAUUCAUCUGUAAUUCCAAAAGUAGAUGACAAUGAGAUUAACUCAGUGCAUUUGUCUGACUGUUUUGUUUAAUUUAUUCUC
Molecule: messenger RNA, 1401 nt
Organism: Trichobilharzia szidati
Lineage: Eukaryota; Metazoa; Platyhelminthes; Trematoda; Strigeidida; Schistosomatidae
Source: the annotation of a GenBank genome assembly